AUGCCCGUUGAAGCUAAAAAUCCAUUUGCUGUUUGGCUGGUUGAAACGGAUGCCAUCGAUACAUGGCUGCUUCGUGAGGCCUCCUUUGAGAAGCUCAGCCAAAUACUGUCUGGGCAGCGCUGUGAACUGCGAGUGGCUUCGGGUGAAUGCAAUGAAGAUACUGAGGUUUACAACAUUACCCUUAGUACUGGGGAUGAGCUCACUUUGAUGGGGCAAGCAGAAAUCCUUUAUGCAAAAUCUUCUAAGGAGAAGUCGCGACUGAACACCAUCUUCAAAAAAAUCGGGAAGCUUAACUCCAUCAGUAAGCUAGGCAGAGGGAAAAUGCCCUGCCUCAUCUGCAUGAACCACAGGACCAACGAGAGCAUCAGUCUCCCCUUCCAGUGUAAGGGCAAGUUUAGCACCCGCAGCCCGCUGGAGGUGCAGAUGCAAGAAGGUGAGCACACGAUUCGCAACAUAGUCGAAAAGACCAGGCUGCCCGUUAACGUCACCGUGCCAAGUCCUACGCCGAGAAACCCCUAUGACCUGCAUUUUAUCCGUGAAGGGCACAGGUACAAGUUUGUCAACAUUCAAACCAAGACUGUGGUGGUGUGUUGCGUGCUUCGUGGCAACAAAGUUAUUCCCAUGCAUUUUCCCUUGCACUUGACGCUGCCGAAAUUCGUUCUACCUGACAGUCUGGUGAAGGGGGAGCUGUGGCACGAAUCCCUCAUCCAGCACUGGUUCAAUAUAUGCCAGGAGCAGUUUGACAUAGAUGAGUAUUCCCGUGCCGUGCGAGAUGUGAAAACUGACUGGAACGAUGACUGCAAGAGCCCGAAGAAGAGCCGAUGCACAGGGCACAGCCACGUGCCCAACUCCCUCAGCUACGCACGGGACGAGCUUACGCAGUCCUUCCACCGGCUCUCGGUGUGCGUCUACGGAAACAACUUGCACGGGAAUAGCGAAGUGAACCUCCACGGCUGCAGGGACUUGUGUAAUGAGUGGGCCCUGUUUUCUCACGAUGCCCUUCAGUACCAGGAGUCUGGCGACAGCAGCAGCGAUUACCUUUUUCCUGAAGUCAGUGAGGAAUCGAUGUUUCUGCCUACAAAACCAGAACUCCCUUACGAAGAGCUGUGGUUGGACCAAGGGUCUGGGAAGGCUGGUGACCAGCCUCUCUCUCGCUCGCUAAGCGAGAAGAACAAAUGUGACAACUACAGAGGGUCUUUCCGAUCGAAGUGUGGUACCGCAUCCCUUCCUGUGCCUGCGGCCGUUGGAGCAACCACAAAGUCUUCAGAUGUUUCCCUACCUCCACCUCCAGUGCCUCCCAAAUCAGAAGCGGUAAAAGAGGAAUGCAGGCUCCUGAACGCUCCCCCCGUCCCACCGCGGAGCUCGAAGCCAUCCUCCAGCAGUCCUUCCAUCCCUCCUCGCACAGUCAAACCUGCGCGACAGCAGACCCGCUCUCCUAGCCCGACUCUCUCCUACUACUCGUCGGGACUGCACAACAUCAGCGUCACGGAGAGCGACACCGCCAACCCAGCGGAGAGCACGCCUGUUUCCUGCUACCCUUGUAACGUGACGAAAACCGAAUCCAAAGAGCCUGAGAGCACGAUGCCUUUGGGAAGCCCCUCAGCUGAAGCUCUGCCUUCGAGGUUAUCUUGGCCAAACCAUUUUUCAGGAACUGCUGAAGGCCCGAGCAGGAGCAAUUUCCUGUUGGAUCCCAGCAGGAGCUACAGUUACCCCAGACAGAAGACUCCGGGUACGCCAAAGAGAAACUGUCCAGCACCUUUGACUUUUGACUUCGAUGGGUGUGAGCUCCCGGCGGGGUACUCCCCGCUGACCCCAGCAGAGUUCACAAACACCAUCUCUACCUGUCCGAAGUCGGCAAGUUACUCUCUAGACUGCACUGAUGAGAAAACUCUGGGAGUCAGCAACACAAAGCAGAGCCAUUCCUGUCCUGCCUUACCUCCUCGGGCACCGAAGUCAAGCGAAGAGAAGGCGGUCACAGACACCUGUCCCUUGCCGCUGAAAAUAGACGGUGCCGAGGAGGAGUCGAAAACUGGUUCUCCAGACCUCUUGGAAGAUCAGUAUCUCGUUAAAAAGGGCAUGCAGGAUACGUUCUCUGUGUCUUAUCCCUUCUCGUCUCCCCUCCACCUCCAGUUAGCACCAAGAUCCUGUGGGGACGGCUCUCCCUGGCAGCCACCCACGGACCUUUCUGGGCUCUCCAUAGAGGAAGUGUCUAAAUCGCUGAGGUUUAUUGGUCUGUCGGAAGACGUCAUAUCAUUUUUUGUCACAGAGAAGAUUGACGGCAACUUACUGGUUCAGCUCACAGAAGAAAUCCUGUCGGAAGACUUUAAGCUAAGCAAAUUGCAGGUUAAGAAAAUACUACAGUUCAUUAACGGCUGGCGGCCCAAGAUGUGA
Molecule: messenger RNA, 2391 nt
Organism: Eurypyga helias (sunbittern)
Lineage: Eukaryota; Metazoa; Chordata; Aves; Eurypygiformes; Eurypygidae
Gene: GAREM1
Product: GRB2 associated, regulator of MAPK1
Exons: 5
Coding region: 1-2391 (796 amino acids)
Biological process (GO): cellular response to epidermal growth factor stimulus; epidermal growth factor receptor signaling pathway
Molecular function (GO): proline-rich region binding
Source: RefSeq, a predicted model, not a curated record